AGGAUUUAUAGAGGGCUCUCUGCCAAGUAACUUGACCUAUAUAACUUUAAAUUUUGACCACCCCAACCCUCUACACCACUACCCAAAUUUCUACAAAUCGAGUAUAAACAGCGCCGUGCUUUUUAAGUAUGUACCAUGUCCAUACUACAAACGCUUGAUUUUUCUCUCCGUGUGUGUGGCGGGCGAAAAUGAUGCGUAUCGAGUUCCCUCACUCCGCCGUCCAAAGGUUGAAAAAACUAUUCAUGUAUUUUCACUUGAUAUAUGUAAUUGCAAUAUAUAAGCACAAUACCUUAGGUGCCAUUUUUUUCAUAAAAUAUAUGUAUUAAACUAUAAGUGGUGCAAAUUUCAAUUAAAAAUAUUAAUAAUUAACUUGUCAGGAAUUUUCAGAGGAAAAAAAACUAACUGCGUUGACGCUGCUGACAUACGCCGCAAAAAGUUCUAAGGGAUCCCCUAUAGACCCAAAACCCUCUGUAAAGGGUCGUUUAAGAUUUGCAGAUCAUCAACAUAAUACAUAUACUUAGAAUAUUGAAGAGAACUCCUCAAAUCAUUUGUAAAGACUGUGAACAAAAAAGGACCCAAUACCGAACCCUGAGGGACACCUGUUCCAACAGGACCCCACUCAGAUCCCUCACCAUGAGGACCAUAAACAGAUUGCCUUCUGCAAGACAAUUGCUGUUUAUGGGCCGGGAUUAUCCGAAAGGUUAUGAGUUUUUUCGAGCAAACUUACAAAAAGCCUUUAGAAAGAAUAGAGACGAGCAGAAUUCAGAGAAAAUCGACAAAAUGCUUGCACAUGGAGAGUUUGUGAAAAAAGAACUUGAGACACUCUAUAUGCUUCGAAAAUAUCGAACUUUGAAGAAAAUAUAUUAUGACUCUUAGAAUAUUUUGUAAAUUUGAAAAUGAUCAGUAAUUUAAGCUGUACUGUACUAUAUAAUACGAAUUGUAGAUACAUUUUCAACGUGAAGAAGUUCUUGGGAAUGAAACCGAGAAAUUCCCGGGAGUCACUCUCAAAAAAUUCUCGGGACUCUCCCGGGUGUAAAAAAACAAAUGAAGACACAAAAUUUUUUUUCACUCCUAGGAAAUUCUCUGGAGAUUCCAGAGAAAUUUGCGGGAACUUUUUCACGUGGGUUAUAAUAUUUUCUACUUAAACAAAUAAAUAUUUUCUUGUUAA
Molecule: messenger RNA, 1168 nt
Organism: Leptopilina heterotoma
Lineage: Eukaryota; Metazoa; Arthropoda; Insecta; Hymenoptera; Figitidae
Gene: osi
Product: electron transfer flavoprotein regulatory factor 1
Exons: 3
Coding region: 634-876 (80 amino acids)
Biological process (GO): respiratory electron transport chain
Cellular component (GO): mitochondrion
Source: RefSeq, a predicted model, not a curated record